AUGGAGCCCAUCCAUAUUCCCCAAACACAAACUGUCGCACUGGUGAACAGUCUUGGCGGUAACGUCGAGUUCAAAACAGACUACCCGGUCCCUGUUCCCAAACGCAAUGAAGUUCUCGCUAAAGUUCUCUAUACCGGUGUCUGCCAGAGUGACCUCCACACUAGGGCCGGCACAGCGGCGGGAUCAGAUGGUAACCCAAUUACCGAUAUCAAGCUUCCACACGUCGGUGGCCACGAAGGUAUCGGCCGGAUCGUGGGUCUUGGCCCUGACAUCACGCAUAGCGCAGGCAUCAAAGUCGGCGGACUUGUCGGCAUUCGAUUCUCGAGUCGCAUCUGUCGGCGAUGCGAAUUCUGUCUCGCAGGCACUGAACAAUAUUGUGUACAAAGCACGAAUCACUUGCAUCACGAAGAUGGUAGUUUUCAGGAGUAUAUUGCCUUGGACGCGGACUAUCUGACUCUCUUGCCGGAUGACGUUGAUCCGAUGGUAAUGGGUCCUGUGCUUUGUGCGGGAUUGACCGCAUAUAAGGCGGUUCUGAAUGCCAAUAUUCGUCCGGGGAACUGGUUAGUCGUCGUUGGCGCCGGGGGUGGACUUGGGCACUUGGCAGUACAAUAUGCUAGGGCACAGGGGGCUUUGGUUAUUGGCGUGGACACCGGCCCGGGAAAGCGGGAGUUUACUCUUGGGCUUGGCGCUCAAGAGUUUAUCGACUUUGCCGUUGAGGACCCCGUGAAAAAGGUGCACGAAAUUACUGGCCUGGGGGCCCAUGCUGCGGUUGUCACAGCGGGUAGCGCGAAGGCCUUUGCCCAUGCUUGCGAAAUGCUACGUAUUGGAGGCAGUUUGAGCUGCGUUGGAAUUCCUCCCGGCCGUCCUUGUCUCGAGACGCCCAUCUGCACAAUUGUAAUCAAAGGACUAAGAAUUACGGGAAAUUUGGUUGGUUCGUUGAAGGAAUGCAUGGAGGCAGUUGAUUUGGUUCGCCGAGGCGUCGUGAAGCCUGUCAUCCAAGUUCGAUCAUUCAGAGAGUUGCCGCAGGUAUAUGAGGAGAUGGAGAAGGGCGAUAUUGCGGGUCGUGUGGUGCUGAAAAUUGCAGAGUGA
This is a messenger RNA of Penicillium canariense, 1089 nucleotides long. Its product is annotated as zinc-dependent alcohol dehydrogenase. Gene Ontology annotation, molecular function: oxidoreductase activity; zinc ion binding. Bases 1 to 1089 code for a protein of 362 amino acids. The record is from RefSeq and is a predicted model, not a curated record. Lineage: Eukaryota; Fungi; Ascomycota; Eurotiomycetes; Eurotiales; Aspergillaceae. The transcript has 4 exons.